AUGACCAGCGUCAUUCCAACUUUUUCAGAGCUUAAGAGCCUCUCGGCUGCGUGUAACAAGCUCUGGGAGCUUGACACCAAUCGUUUGGAGCCCAAUGUGCACUACGAACUAAAUGUGCAGGAAGGCAAGAACGCUUUUGAUCGUAGUGACAUGGCACGUGACCCCCUCUUCACCUUCGUCGACCCGAGCGUCUUUGAGCGUCCCACGUACAAAAUGCUGUUUGAACUUCUGGACAAUUACGAACGCGAGACGGGUGUGACUGAGAAAGUGACACCUAAGGAACUGGCUGAGAACAACAUGUUCCUGAACGCAGUGAUCGAGACGGCACCCAUGCGUUAUGCGCACGCGUGGUUGUUAAAGAAUCACAAGGCUACGGGAGACCUCAAGGACUUCAAGAAAAAGCUGGAGUUUAUUUGGUUUGGACUGUACCGACGUGAAGCGCGCAACGACUCGUCAGGGUUUGAGCAUGUGUUUGUAGGUGAGGAGAAAAAUGGCAAGAUCUGCGGCUGCCACAAUUGGCUCCAAGUGUACAAUGAGGAGCGCAAUGGUCGCAUCAACUACAAGGGCUACAUCCGCCCUAGACAGCGUGGAUGCAAGUUUAUGGAGCCGACCAAUAAGGAGCAGCUUCUUACCUUCCAGUUCCAGUGGGAAGAUGAAACGAAGCUCGUGUCAACGAGCUUGAUCGGAGUGAGUCCAGAGUUCGAGAUCGCCCUGUAUACGAUGUGCUUUCUCAAUGGCCAAGAAAACAACCACGUGCAGCUUGGGCCUUACCUGUGCAACAUCAAGUGCUUCAGCUUUGGCCGCGGGAAGGACACAAAGAUUGGUACGACUUUCCCGGAGGCAUUGCCACUAACGGAGGCGCAGGCUGCGGCCAAGAUCCAGUCCAUUUUGCGUGGUCGCAUCACGCGUAGCCAUAUUUCGCAUGUUCGUCGUCAGGCACCACCUCCUCCUCCUGGUCCAGCUUGGGGUCCACCGCCAGGUGGUGCUGCCACCCCAGCUCUACAGCCUACCGGUACCCACUCAACUGGAAACGCGUGGGCUAAGCCUCUCUCUCAGUCUGCCUCAUCAGCCGCUGCAUCUCCGGUCGCUGCACUAGUUGCCUUGAAGCCCAUCGGUGCUUGGGGCCAGCCGCACAUAUUUUAG
Peronospora farinosa is the source of this 1143-nucleotide messenger RNA. The record is from the annotation of a GenBank genome assembly. Lineage: Eukaryota; Oomycota; Peronosporomycetes; Peronosporales; Peronosporaceae.